AUGGAAAGGAAUGAAAUAUUAUUUUGGAAAGUGUAUAGGAAUGUAGUAAUAAAUAAAACAAUACAUUCUCAACUUUUAAACACAGACAUUGAAUUUGACUAUGACAAAUACUAUGUAGGAAACAGAAGAAGGUUUGGUGAUAUACACUCAUUUAAAUGGUUGGUCGAAAAUGGUCAUUUAGAUCUAUUAAAAUAUAAACUUUUAAAAAAUGAAUAUGUAUAUGACCUAUGUUUAGAAUAUUUAUUAAAAUCAAUAUUAAAUCCUUUAACAUACUCAAUUUCAAUGGAGAUACUUGAAAUAAUACUAAAUAAAUCAGAAUAUAGAGAAAUUAUUAACUAUUCAAAUAUUUUAAAAAAAAUUUUAUUUUAUAAUAAUAAUGAAAUUCUUGAACUUAUAAUAAACAAUUUUUGUUACCACUAUAAACAUAUAAAUUGGAUAACAAUUGAUCAUUUAGAAUAUUCAAUUAAAAAUUGUUCUCAACAAAUUAUAAGUAAUCUAUUAAAGUUUAUAAAUAAAAAUAAAAUCAAACAAGAUUUUAAAAAUAAAUCAAUAUAUUGGUCAUUAAACAAUAAGUAUGAUGUUGAUGGAUGUAUAACAAAUAUUUUAUUAAAUGAUAAUGAUCUUUUUAAUUUUAAGAAAAUUGAUUUAAUAAUACCAUUUAAAUUAACAAGUGGGAAGAUAGAUGUUUUAACAAGAUUAAUGGAUUUAGAUUUCUUUAAUGAUACAUCAGACAUUGUAUGUUUUUGUAAGCACAUUACAAAUUCAUCAAAGAGUAAACAAUUAUUAAAAAUUGAAACAAUUUUAUUUUUUUUCAAGUUAUAUUAUAAAUGUACAACAUCAAAAACAAUUAUUCCAAAUGAAAUCAAACUUCAAAUUGAUGAAAUUUUAAAAGAUAAUAAUAAUAAUAAUAUUAACUAUGGAUGUAUUGAAAAAGAAAAACAACUAUUAAAAUUAUUAAUAAAAUCAACAAAAUCAAAAAUUAUUUAUAGUUUAUUUUAUUUUAAUUAUUAUGAAUUAAUUGAUGGUAUGGAUAAUAAUUGUUUUAAACAAUUAAAAACAAAUGGAAUUUUGAUGAAAUUAAAUAAAAUGGUUGAUAAAAAUGAAACUAUUGAAUUUUUAACUUCAUUUUUAAAUGAACUCCCAUGGAGAAAAAGUUGGUUUAAAAAUUUAAAACUAGCUGAUCAAGUUAGUGAUUUAAUAUUCAACAAAUUUGAUUGCUAUAAAGAAAUUUUAGAAAAAAUUGGAAAAGAAAAAUUAGAAUUUAUAAAAAGUCACUCUUUUAAAACACCAUCAAUCAAAAAUGUUGAUUCAAUUUCAAAACAAUUUUUAAAAUCUAUUAUUGAAUAUGAUGUAAAUAAAACUGAUAGUUUAAUAGAACAAAUUGAUAUAGAGAAAUUCAUAAAUCAUUGGAAUAAAACAAUCAAACAAAAAGGUGAUCAACUAUUUAGAGGAAGGAAAAUCAAUUUCAUACCAAACUGUAUGUUUGAAAAAAUAAAAGAUUAUUUUGAUUACUGGAUUGGAAAAACAAAAAUACAGUCAAUUAUUCCAGUUUGUGAAAAAAUUAUUAAUUAUUUAUUCAGGAAAUUACUUCAAUUUCAAGAUAUGACAUCUCAACAAAUUAAAAACAUUAAAUCUCAGUUUGAUUGCACACCAAUUGAAUUAGAACAUUCAAUAUUUCAUUCGUUUUUAUAUUUACAUAUUAAAUCAAAGAAAAUUAUUAAAUACAUACUUUCAUUUAAUAAACUAUUUUCUGGUAAUACAGAUGGAACUCGUUGUCCAUGUAGAACAUGUUUUAUUGAAAAUUUAAUUAAGGAAGAUGAAUUAAUUAAUAAAAUAAUUAAACCAGAUAUAUUUACAUUUGAAUAUAUAUUUAAUGAUGAUGAUGGAAGAAUCACAUUUGAAUAUUUAUUCAAUUACUUUUCAAGUGUUCCUUCAAAAGGUGUAUAUUUAAUAAAACAUCAAUUAAAAUAUUUAUUAGAAAUUGAUAGAUUAGAUUUAUUCAUUUAUAAUUUAGAAGAAAUUGCAUCAAAUAAAUCAAUUGAAAGUGAAUAUUUAGGUGGUUUUGAAAUUAAUUUUGUUAAACAAUUAAUAAGAUCAAAUGAUUUUAAUAAAAUAACAACAACAUUAAAAAGGUAUAUAGAGUUAGUUAUAAAAAUAUAUGGAAAAAAUGGUUUAGAAUUUCCUCAAAAAAUGUUAUCAAUAGUGAUGAAAUUAUAUCUAAAGGAUUUAACAUCAUUCAUUAUAAAUGAAUACAAACUUUCAAGUAUUAAAUAUUUAGACCUUACUUGGUACCAUUCCCCAAUGAUUGAAUAUUUAUGUAAAAGUCAUCCAAAUGUAAAUUUUAAAAUACUUGAAAACUUUGGAGGUUCAAAAGAUUCACACUUUUUUAUUCAAAUUUUAAAAUUAGCAAUUAAUUGUAAAAGAAUUUCAGAUCUUAAUAUUCCUGAAAUAAUCAAAAUCGCUUCAAAUUAUAAUGAUUCAAUAUUACUAAAUAUUUUAUCUGAAAAUGGGCUAAACAUUUAA
Dictyostelium discoideum AX4 is the source of this 2523-nucleotide messenger RNA. RefSeq lists its product as hypothetical. NCBI's taxonomy places the organism in Eukaryota, Evosea, Eumycetozoa, Dictyosteliales, Dictyosteliaceae. The transcript has a single exon. Bases 1 to 2523 code for a protein of 840 amino acids. The record is from RefSeq and is a predicted model, not a curated record.